Molecule: messenger RNA, 2303 nt
Organism: Wasmannia auropunctata (little fire ant)
Lineage: Eukaryota; Metazoa; Arthropoda; Insecta; Hymenoptera; Formicidae
Gene: Fpgs1
Product: folylpolyglutamate synthase, mitochondrial-like
Exons: 3
Coding region: 615-2129 (504 amino acids)
Biological process (GO): tetrahydrofolylpolyglutamate biosynthetic process
Cellular component (GO): cytosol; mitochondrion; cytoplasm
Molecular function (GO): tetrahydrofolylpolyglutamate synthase activity; ATP binding
Source: RefSeq, a predicted model, not a curated record
GUGUCACGUGGCGGGAAAACGCACGUUAUCGGUUAUUAUGCACUUGUGUUAAAUGAUUGAAAUUGAUGAUUUAUCUGAAAAUAAAGGAAAAAUUUCCGUCCACGUUUACAGAAUAAUUUGGAAUUCUGCGUUUUAGCUUUUAAUAGAAUCUCGCGUGUCUGCGACGCGAUGCUCGAAUCAAGAACAUAACUCGUAAGAGGUUAAACUUGAAGCGAGUGGGGUAAGGUUAAAUCCACAGGUUUUUGUACGAUGAUAGUGGGUUCGGGAGCCUUUCGUGGAAUUGCCCGCGAGAAAUUCGCGCGCGGAAUUACUUAAACUACUUAGAAGAAUCCUCUUGCCAAGUUCUCGAUCGCGGCAAACGAUCGUUCGUCGCGUUUUAAUACUGCAUCAUCCAGCAUCAUCUUGAACAAUCUUGAAGGAAGAUCCUUGAAACGCUGUUGCAUUUGAAAACGCAGAUGUAUCGACAGCAGUUCAACUCUCUUCCCCUCCCAGUUUCAUAGUACGCAUUUAUUUCUCGCGGUUGUGCGUGAUUCGAACUUUGACACGGAAAACGAUAAAAAAAAAGUUCGCCACUUAUCGUUUCUUGCAUAAUAAGUAGAUCUCGAUUGAUCUCGAUGUUUACUUUGCUGAGGAGAAUGACGCACAAUGCAUUUCUGGGUCGCUCUGUCCAUAUUAAUGGAUCCUACGAGGAAGCCAUAAAGGCGUUGAGUCUCACCUUGCAAAGCAAUGCUGCUUACUUGCAAUCUGUUAAGAAGCAUGUCACAAAUGAUUCUGCAAAAUUGAAGGAAACAGAAAAAUAUUUUCUCCGAUCUGGUCUUACUUUGGAGCAAUUGGAUAGUCUGUCCAUCAUUCAUGUAGCUGGUACCAAGGGUAAGGGCUCCACGUGCGCGUUUACAGAGGCGAUUCUGCGACAGUAUGGCUUCAGCACGGGCUUUUUCAGCUCGCCGCAUCUGGUCUCCGUGCGGGAACGCAUUCGGCUGAACGGCGAGCCCAUCAGUCGAGCACAUUUCACUCGUUCGUUCUGGAAUGUGUAUCGCUGCCUGGAGCAAAAACGAGAGCACGAGUCCGAUAUGCCAACAUACUUCAAGUUUCUGAUGAUCCUCACGUUCCACGUGUUCCUGGAGGCGAAAGUUGACGUAGCGAUCAUCGAAGUUGGAAUUGGUGGCGAACUGGACAGCACCAACAUCCUGCGGAAUCCGGUUUGCGUGGGUAUCACGAGCCUAGGUCUGGAGCACACCUCGCUGCUGGGCAACACUUUGGAGGAGAUCGCUCACCAGAAGUCGGGAAUCUUCAAACCGUCUGCGACAGCUUUCACGGUGCCGCAACCGGAAUCGGCGAUGCGCGUUCUACGAAAGCGAGCCGUAGAAAGAGGAUGCCGCGACUUGCGAAUAGUCUCCACGAUCCAAGAUCGCGAGUGGAACGAUGUCUUCCCGUUGGCGGGUAUCGACAGUAGUGGCGUGCAGCGACAGAAUGCUUUGCUGUCGAUCAGCCUGGCACACGAGUGGAUGAGAUCACGUUGCGGGCAAUCUGCCGUGAACGAUAAGUACAUCAAUCGUUUUCACCAGAGCGAUAAGGAUGAUCUAUCACAAGUCAUUUUUCCGAAUAAAGUCGUGACAGCGUUGGCGAACUGCAAAUGGCCGGGUCGCACGCAGAUCCUGAGGACCAGCGUGGCGGAUUUCUUUCUGGAUGGCGCUCACACGAUCGAUAGUAUCCUUAAUAGUGUAUCAUGGUUCAAGCGAGUCAGCCGGAAGACCUCUAGUAAGUUCCUAAUAUUCAACACCAGCGGUGAUCGGAAUUCUCUGGAGUUAUUGAAACUGCUGAGAGCUCUGAACUUCGAUAGGGUUUAUUUCGCUCCGAAUUACGCCGGGGUGACCAGCGUGGAGGAUUUGUCGAAUUACGCGCUGAUCGACGAGCAGAGAAAGAAAUGUAAAAAACACUGCGAGUUGUGGGGCGAGAACUCGGUGUCGAAGAAUAGCGUCGCCGAAGUGCUCAACGACGUUAAGAGGCAUGUAUCAACGCAGGUGGAUAGCCACGAUAAAGUGGAAGUACUUGUAACGGGGUCUUUACAUGUGGUCGGCGCGUUGUUAGCUAUUCUAGAUCCCAAUUUGACAAUGAGUAGUAAUUUUUAAUUUAAUGUAAAAUAAGAUUGAAAUUCGAUUUAAGAUGCUCGUAUAACCAUGACGAAGUAACUUUUGAGAAAUAUGAGAUCUGACAAAAAAAAAAUAUAUAUAUACAGUAUAUAUGGAACAUAAUAAGUCGUGGAAACAGUAAAAAAUAACUUUUUUUUUAGAAACCGUAGAAUU